Molecule: messenger RNA, 1409 nt
Organism: Mesoplodon densirostris (Blainville's beaked whale)
Lineage: Eukaryota; Metazoa; Chordata; Mammalia; Artiodactyla; Ziphiidae
Gene: SDR16C5
Product: short chain dehydrogenase/reductase family 16C member 5
Exons: 8
Coding region: 124-1116 (330 amino acids)
Biological process (GO): retinol metabolic process; retinal metabolic process
Cellular component (GO): lipid droplet
Molecular function (GO): all-trans-retinol dehydrogenase (NAD+) activity
Source: RefSeq, a predicted model, not a curated record
CGGCGGCGCGGGGAUAAAUCCGGAACCUCGCGAGGCUGAGAGACAGUGACGCGGGGCCCGCGGCGGAGCAGGCCGGCUUCUAGGUCGCAGCGAGGGCAGCGCGUCCCGGGUGUCAGCCAGAACAUGGCGCCCAACCUGAACUCAGCCAAGAAAUUCUUCGUUUUCUUAGGAAAAUCAUUGUUUGCCCUUCUGGAGGCUAUGGUUUUUGCCUUAAUCCCAAGGCCACAGAAGAAUGUUGCCGGUGAAAUCGUACUUAUAACAGGCUCUGGGAGUGGACUUGGAAGGCUCUUAGCCCUCAAAUUUGCCCGCCUUGGAUCGGUGCUUGUUCUCUGGGAUGUCAGCCAGGAGGGGAAUGAGGAGACCUGCAAGAUGGCUCGGGAAGCUGGAGCCACAAGGGUUUAUGCAUAUACCUGUGAUUGCAGCCGGAAGGAGGAAGUGUAUAGAGUGGCCGAUGAGGUUAAGAAAGAAGUUGGCGACGUUUCAAUCCUCAUCAACAACGCCGGAAUCGUAACAGGCAGAAAGUUCCUCGACUGCCCGGAUGAGCUUAUGGAAAAGUCUUUCGAUGUGAAUUUCAAAGCACAUUUAUGGACUUAUAAAGCCUUUCUGCCUGCUAUGAUCGCUAAUGACCAUGGACAUUUGGUUUGCAUUUCAAGUUCAGCUGGAUUAAUUGGAGUAAGCGGACUGGCCGAUUAUUGUGCAAGUAAAUUUGCAGCCUUUGGAUUUGCUGAAUCGGUAUUUAUGGAAACAUUUGCCAAGAAACAAAACGGGAUCAAAACCACUAUUGUGUGCCCAUUUUUUAUAAAAACUGGAAUGUUUGACGGUUGUACUACUGGCUGUCCUUCUCUGUUACCGAUUCUGGAACCAGAAUAUGCAGUCAGGAAGAUAGUAGAUGCUAUCCUGCAAGAAAAGCCGUACUUAUAUAUGCCAAGGUUUAUAUACUUCAUAGUGUUUUUAAAAAGAGGUGAGUGGAUGAUACCUUCUCUGCUGGUUCUGCUGUAUGAAGUUCCAGGGACCUGGGCUACGGACAGCUCCUCGCUCGGCCAUCCCUGCAGUGUGGCCACCACCAUCACCGCCAAGAUGGCAGCCAUCAUAGAACCUUCCAGGCUGCAAAUGUAGGAAGGAUUUCAUCUUCCGAACGUUGGGUUUCAUCUUCUAAACGUCAGGUUUCAUUUCUGACAUGAAGUCAUCAUUCCCAUCUUAAACAACAAAAUCUGGAUAAACUGAAAAUAAAUUACUUUUCUUUGACCCAUCAGAAAACUGAGGGCAAAACCUACUGUACAGCACAGGGAACUAUACUCAAUAUUUUGUAAUAACCUAUAAGGGAAAAUCUGAAAAAGAAUAUAUAUAUAUAUUUAAUUUAUAUAUAUAUUACAUAUAUAUGUAAAACUGAAUCACUUUGCUGUACCCCU